GUACUGCACUUUCUGAAUAUGUCAUAAUAAAACGUCAAAGACUAUUGAACUUGUCAACUCCGCAAAACAGAUUAUUCUAUUCUUUCGGUGAAAACUCCACAUAUAACAAUCCAAACAUGUUUCGUUCAUCAACAUUUGAGAAAACCCUAGAAGUUGCAACGAGCCACCUCCUUUUGGAACCCGACUGGCCGUCCAUUCUACUGAUAUGCGACACAAUACGGCAGAGCGAUGUUACGGCGAAGCAGGCGUUCCAAGCGAUAAAGAAGAAAAUGCAGUCACCAAAUCCUCAUACGGCAUACUAUGCUCUCCUGGUUCUCGAGAGCGUCGUGAAGAACUGCGGAGCCCCCAUCCACGACGAAAUUGCGACCAAGGAGAACUGCGAAAUGUUUAGUUCGUUCAUUGAGACAACCCCCCAUGAAAACUGUCGAGCUAAAAUGCUGGAACUGAUUCAGACCUGGGCUUACGCGUUUCGUCAAUCCGACAAAUAUCAGGCUGUGAAGGAUACGAUGACCAUCCUAAAGGCUAAGGGGCACUCGUUCCCCGAACUGAAGGAAGCUGAUGCUAUGUUCGCCGCAGAUAGUGCUCCUGAAUGGGUGGAUGGGAAAGUAUGUCAUCGAUGCCGGGUCGAAUUCUCUUUUACCGUUCGCAAACAUCAUUGCCGUAAUUGUGGACAAAUAUUUUGUGGACAGUGUUCGUCUAAACAACGCCCACUUCCGAAAUUCGGUUACGAGAGAGAUGUUCGAAUCUGCGAAGGAUGCUACACUCAACUUCAAAAGCCAUCGGCAACGAAAUCCCGUAGUAGCAGCGGUGAAAGUGAUUUGCCCGCUGAAUAUUUAAACAGUUCGCUGGCUCAGCAAUCGCAGACUCCACCGCGAAAAUCAGACCAAGAACUGAAGGAAGAGGAGGAAUUACAACUUGCCUUGGCUCUCAGUCAAUCGGAGGCUGAGCAAAAAACCAAAACGACACCAAAUUAUCGUAUUUUCCAAAAAUCGCCAAGUCCAGAACCAUCUCCUACAGUCCAAGUCCCAUCGAACCCUAUUGCUUUAGAGGAUCCACCAUCCGACCCUGAAUUGGCGAAAUACCUCAAUCGAAGCUAUUGGGAGCAACGCAAAACAACAGCCACUGAAUCUCCUGCAAGUCCUUCAGCUCCAAGUCCAAUGCCGCAAAUUUUUAGUGCUUUACCCAUUAAGUCUGUUCCAGAGGACGCUGAGAUUGAUGACUUCGCCCAUAACAUGAAGAGUCAAGUGGAGAUUUUUGUCAACCGUAUGAAAUCGAAUUCGAGUCGUGGCCGAAAUAUUUCAAAUGAUAGUUCUGUACAGACGUUGUUUAUGAAUAUAACUUCACUUCAUUCACGGCUGUUAAGUUAUAUCAAAGAUAUGGACGAUAAACGCAUGUGGUAUGAGCAAUUGCAGGACAAAUUGACACAGGUCAAAGAUUCUCGUGCCGCACUCGAUGUGCUUCGUCAGGAGCAUCAAGAGAAACUUCGUCGUAUCGCAGAAGAACAGGAACGUCAGCGUCAACUACAGAUGGCCCAUAAACUGGAGAUUAUGCGCAAGAAAAAACAAGAGUAUCUUCAAUACCAACGUCAAUUGGCAUUACAACGUAUUCAAGAGCAAGAACGUGAGAUGCAAAUGCGCCAAGAACAACAAAAAGCUCAGUAUCGCAUUAGCCAAUCAACAUUCCCAUUCAUUCCUGGACAGCAAAGCUCUCCCAGUCAUCAGAUGCCUAAUUUCAAUGCUGGGCCAUAUGGUUAUGCCCCCAAUUCUCCAAACAUCCAACGGUUUGGGCCGCAAGGGCAAAUUAUGCCUGGAUCGAUUCCCAUGCCAGGAAUGUAUAAUCCUGGCAUGCCAUCUAUGCCGCCGAAUCAAAUGAUGCCGGGAAUGCAACCUCCUGCCCAGACUAUACCAAAUCAACCACAAGGACCACCUCAACAGCAGCAACCGCAACAAGGACAACAACCACAACAAGGGCAGCAACAGCCUCAACAACAACCACCACAGACAGCCCCUCAAACAAUAAAUCCAAUGCAAAAUGGAAAUGUUCCAAUAACCUCUGCUCCUCCGGGCGGCCAUAUACCUAAUAUGCAACAACAGACAGGUUACAUUUCGAAUCCUCAAAAUGUGAAUACUUCAAUGCCUAAUAUGGCUCCAAUCAUGUCUGGGGGAUUACCACCGGCAGGACUACCGGGUCAAAUGCCAAUGACUGGUCCGAUGCAUACUCAACCACCACAGCAACAGCCUAGUGAUCCCAAACAAACGUUCUCUCCACCGCAAUCGCAUCCGCCUCACCUCCAACAGCAAAUUCCUCUUCAUCAGCAACAACCAGUGCCGCAAUCAGGACAACCGCAGCCCAACAACGUUCAACCGGCGCCAAGCUCUCCGCCAAAACCAGCCAACGAGGACGAGGGUAAUGAAGUGCAAACGGCUGAAUUGAUUAGUUUCGAUUAAAACACGUUUAUUAUUCCAACAUAUAUUAACAGUAAUAAUUGAACGGUCAUGAAAUCUUUUUAUUCUCCUAUCUAAUAGUUAGUACAAUCGUUCUUUUUCGUUUGGUUCUUAUAUAAUUUACAAUAUAUAUUCAUUACGGCGUCUGAACGAGAAUUUCUUUCAGUUGAUUUGAUAAAGGAGUUGAACGACGUUAUAAAAGAAAUUAAUGUGAAAAUGAAAUAAGUGGAAAAAUCUGAAAGUCCAAUCGAAAUUCUCGAUUUCAAAUUCACUGGGUUGGGAUAAAAUUCGAGUGUAUCAAGCAUAUAUUUUGAACGUGCAUACAUAAUUGAUAUCUAGCAAAUGAAUCAAUAGUCAACACACCUAGGAAGUUUCAAGUAAAUGAAUAAAAAAUUUAAAUCUAA
Messenger RNA from Hermetia illucens (black soldier fly), 2848 nucleotides. It is a transcript of the gene Hrs, whose product is annotated as hepatocyte growth factor-regulated tyrosine kinase substrate. Gene Ontology annotation, molecular function: ubiquitin binding; metal ion binding; phosphatidylinositol binding. NCBI's taxonomy places the organism in Eukaryota, Metazoa, Arthropoda, Insecta, Diptera, Stratiomyidae. The transcript has 10 exons. Bases 117 to 2447 code for a protein of 776 amino acids. The record is from RefSeq and is a predicted model, not a curated record.